This is a messenger RNA of Passer montanus (Eurasian tree sparrow), 289 nucleotides long. It is a transcript of the gene HGH1, whose product is annotated as HGH1 homolog. Bases 16 to 273 code for a protein of 85 amino acids. Lineage: Eukaryota; Metazoa; Chordata; Aves; Passeriformes; Passeridae. The record is from RefSeq and is a predicted model, not a curated record. The transcript is spliced from 3 exons.
UAUGGGAUCUAUGGGAUGUAUGGGAAUGGAGCUCUGAGGAACUGCUGCUUCCAGCACGAGAAGCACGAGUGGCUGCUGGGCCCCGCCGUGGAGGCGCUGCCGCCGCUGCUGCUGCCGCUGGCCGGCCCCGAGGAGCUCCCCGAGGAGCAGAUGGAGCAGCUCCCCGUGGAUCUGCAGUACCUGCCCCCGGAGCACCGCAGGGAGGAGGAGCCCGAGAUCCGCAGGAUGCUGCUGGAAACCUUGAUGCUGGUGCGCAGUUUGGGGGUUCUCUGAAGAGUUUUGGGGUUCC